Messenger RNA from Haliotis rufescens (red abalone), 6994 nucleotides. Its product is annotated as sushi, von Willebrand factor type A, EGF and pentraxin domain-containing protein 1-like. Bases 1 to 4386 code for a protein of 1461 amino acids. The record is from RefSeq and is a predicted model, not a curated record. The transcript is spliced from 23 exons. NCBI's taxonomy places the organism in Eukaryota, Metazoa, Mollusca, Gastropoda, Lepetellida, Haliotidae. Gene Ontology annotation, molecular function: calcium ion binding.
AUGUAUGCAAAUGAGGGUCGGAAAACAGCUAGUGUCAAGUGGACCACACCUGCAGCACAUGAUGGUCAAGGAAAGAAUUGUGGUCGCUGUGUCUGGACAUGGGAUGUAUUUGAUAUCGGACUCACAACAUUUGUAUACAGAGCAACAGAUGACAGCGGCUUGUCAAGCUUCUGUUACAUCACAUUCGAGGUAAAAGUUCACACAUGUUCUGUGCCAGUAGUUGCCCAUGCUGACCGUGUCUGUAACAGCACCGACUUCAUCUUUGGAACAACGUGUCAGUUCACCUGCAACAGCGGGUACGACAUCAACGGAGCGAGUCAGCUGAAGUGUGAAGAAGGAGGAGCAUGGUGCCAUCAGGCUCCUAGAUGUACACCAAAGACCUGUCCCGACCUUGACACCUUCUCCUGCACUGACACCUACAACUACGGCAGUCUCUGUUCCUUGACAUGUAACGUGACUGCUGGACAUGCUGUGACACUUCCGAGAUCAACAUUCUGUCUUCAAAACGGAAGUUGGCAUUUACCAAUACCCAGCUGCAGAGACACAGCUCCGCCGAAAAUUAGCAAUUGCCCAAUGGAAAACAUCGUUGCGUACGCUGUCAGCGCCGUCGCCAUGACGACAGUGACAUGGGACGAUGUACUGGGGACGGACAACUCGGGAAAUGUUUCAGUCACACAAACAGCGGGACCACUCUCAGGAUCACCCUUUCCCGUUGGAAAGACGGACGUCAAUUACAAAGCAGUGGAUUCUUCAGGAAACGAGGCAGAAUGUGAAUUCAGCGUUCUUAUCAACUAUCAGAUCUGUCCAACUCCACCCUACAACGACCCGAGGCUGCGCUAUGACUGCAGCAACCAGUAUGACCUUGGCUCACGGUGUGACGUCAGCUGUACUGACGACUACGUCCUUGACGGAUCAAGCUCCAUACAGUGUCAGACAAAUGCUGCCUUACUACCACGAAUGUCCUGGGCCCUGUCGACUGGUUCCUCGCCGUCCUGUCACAAACCAAAAUGUCAACCCCUGAAGUCGCCUACCAAUGGCUUUCUAACCUGCGACCACCAUCAAACAGCUGGAGAUAUCUGUACAAUGACAUGCGAUGAUGACUGGGACAGGCCACGCAAUGCACAAUUCGAUCUGUUUGCUUGUUCACCAUCAUCUGGCAUCUGGCAGCCGACCAGUUUGGUACCAGAUUGCACAGUCAAACGAAUUCCAGGCGAGAUGCGUCUGCUAGCCAGCAUGAGAUUUUACACAAGCAGCUGUGGCAACGCAGCUGGUAAACACCAGCUUCAGGGUACAUUCCUACCACUCAUCAACAGUACUACAUUCUUCUCAAGUACGACUUGUGCCACAUCCAGUUCCUGCUCAAUAGAGGAUGUCAGUGUUGAGUGUCUGGCUGUAAACCGCAGGAAGAGGAGUAUAACUGAUCGUGAGCUUGAUGUCCCACGUGGCCGGCACAAGCGGUCGGAGACGGCGUUAGUGGUGCGAUGGCACUUCAGCGUGACGUACAGUUGCGCCAGCAUGACGACAGAUGACUGCGUCACGCACCACGAGAAUGUCCUGCAUGAGCUACGGGACAAGGUCCAGGUGAUGCUGGACAGUGGGAGUUUCAACACGACCGUCGUCGGUGUCCACGUCCGCAGUGACUCCUUCAAUUACAACUACGCUCACUUCAAAUGUGGGGAAGGAAUGCUACCAGUCCUUGAAACUGGUUCGUGUGCCGUAUGUCCAACGGGUACCAUGUUUAACAGCACAACGACCUCGUGUGAUCCCUGCAGUAAAGGUACUUACCAAAACGAAGACCACAGCUUCACCUGCAAGACAUGCCCUAGCGGAACCAGCACUCUUGAUAAAGGUUCGAGAUCAAGUACAGAUUGUAAAGUCCAGUGUCUGGCAGGACAGGCAUCCCCUAACGGGAUAGAGCCCUGUGUUGUGUGUCCCAUUGGCGAGUACCAACCGUCGGCAGGGACCAGACACUGCCUCCCUUGUCCUCGAGGUACCAUGACCACCAUCACUGGAAGCACACAUAGAGAAGCGUGUACAUCCUUUGAGUUCUCCAGCCAAGGUGAUGUCCAACUGACAAGCAUUGCACCAACGUCAUCUGAUAUUCUCGACUUCACAUUGUCAGUCUGGUACAAAGCCACCAAUCUUACAAAGGGUACAACUAUAUCCGCUGGUGGCACUGCCUUUGUGCUCCUUAUCAAACAGCCAAUGACGAUCUCCUUAAAUGGAGUGCAGAUGAUCACCGCUGGGACAUAUCUCAACAGAUGGACUCGCUUGGACGUGACGUUUCACUCAAGCACCCAAAAUCUGACGCUGUAUAGAGACGGGCAGACAGUGUCUGUGUCAGUAGCUUCUCAAGCACCAGUAAUAGCAUCGUCAUCAACGCUGUCUCUCAAUGUUGGCAGUAGUGAUGCAAUAUCAGUAAGGAGCAUGGCCCUGUACAAGACCUGCAAGACGGCCGCGCAGAUCCUGGCGAUGGCGUCCACCUGCGACACAAUGGAGGAUGACAAUAUUGUUCUUUCCGUGGAUCACAUGAGCAAAGGAGGUCCUGGAUCGAUCACUAUGAAGUCACCGAGCUCAUGCAAGGCUGUGGAGGAGUGCCUGGCGUCCCCGUGUAAUGGGCACCCAUGUCUCGACACUCCCACCUCCUAUGUUUGUCAGUGCCAGAGUGGCUACACUGGAAGGACCUGUGCCUCGCCGCCAGACUUCUGUGAACAUCAUCAAUGCGAGAACAUGGCGCUGUGCAGGUCUGGUGGCUCCAACUACACAUGUGAAUGUACGCAAGGCUUCCGUGGACCUUUAUGCCAACAACGGAUCGUUGAUGGUGGUUGGUCAACUUGGACGGGCUGGUCAGCAUGUUCUGUGACGUGCGGGGGUGGCCUCAGGACAAGGUCAAGGUCAUGUGACAGUCCACUACCGGAUGCUGAAGGGACGGAUUGCCCAGGACCAGCCACAGCAACCUUGACCUGCAACACGCUGAACUGUUUAGUCUGUAGUUCAUCACAGCUUCAAUUAGGAUAUGGUAAUAUCGUCAGCGGUCCGGAGUGUAAUGGAACAGCUGGAGCCCUCGACUGUAGACCUGUCUGCAUAGAAGGCUUCUUCACACCAAGGCAUCAGAUCACCGUGUACACAUGUAGAGAGGGACACUGGAGUCCAGCCACCAGACUGCCGUCCUGCAUCAGAGUUAUCUCCCCUACAUCAAUGUCACUGACGGCUCAAGUGAACUACACGGGCGAAACGUGUCUCACACCGUCACACUCAGAAGACCUGAAGAUCUCCUUGACCCAGAACCUCGGUAGAGUUGAGUGUGGAAGGAAAUCAACCUGUUCAAUCAGUGUUGCCUUUCCUGGUUGUAGCCCCGAGGGCAUAACAACGACUUAUUCCCUCUUCACCGUCAACCUCACAAACUCUGACCUUGACCUUAACCUUGACCUGCCAUCCUAUAUUCACAAUAAAACACUAUCUCCGGGGCUUGCAGCUGUGGUUGAUGCUGUCGAGACAUUGGAACAAACAGCUCGACAGUUACAGAAUACAAGUACGUCUGUCUGGACCGUGACGUCAAAUAGCGUGACGUACUCGCCGUCAUAUCCCAUCAACGUCACAGCUGAUGUCAUCUGCCCCCGAGGGACGUUUCCUGAAGAUGGGUUGUGCGGUGAAUGUCCAGCGGGUACAUUCUACAGUGAUAUCCGCAGCACAUGUGUUCUCUGCGCCCGGGGAACGUACCAGAGCACUCCAGGGCAGUCACAGUGCAGAGAGUGUCCCCCGGGGAGGACAACGCCAUACAGUGGGUCCACGUCCGCUGAAGAAUGUACCCACACAACAGAUACUACAUUAGUUCCAAAGGGUUCUCACGUUGAGAGCAGUACUCUUGUCUUCACAACCAAACAAGAUGUUCCAUCCUCUAACAACAACGUUCUCAUCAUUGUUGCAAGUGUGUUGGGGGCAGUUGUUCUUGCGGCACUCAUAGUGAUUGUCGUGUUGAUACGUCGAAGAAAGAAAAAACCAACGAAUACUGGCUCUAAUGAAGGGGUGUACGAAGAGGGAUAUCGAUGGGAAAAGGGCGAUGAGUACCUUUCACCGCUGACCCAGGAAAAUGUCUACCAUGAAAUACCAGUCCCGGACAAUGUACCAGGGAAAACGCCGUACUACUACCACGUUGGGGGAGAGAAAUAUGUACCUUGUGAUCCUGACCAGGAGCCCGACCCGGAUGAUCUGCCCAAAAGCCAACUCCAAGAACAACCAAAGGAUGCUCCUGAAGCGGAUCAGGAUUCACAGAGAGUGGAUGGACGGGCAAUGCCAUCCUAUCUACCAAAUACCGCUGAGUUCACACUAUUCUUGGAAGAAAGAGUCACUUCUAACCACGACACUAUUGAUCCUUAUUAUCAGUGAAGAAACAUUCAUGAUUGAGACUUGUCGUUUAACGGCUAACAAAAUGUCUAUGAGAUAAUUUCGCUGUCUAAUAUUUAACUCACUCACUCACAAUUGAGAAAAAGGCGAAUCCGGACUCCGCUGGUACAAAUAAACAGGCUUCCGGAUUGACAAUAUUUGGGACGUCACUGUAUACCCAAAGGAAAGUUAAUCCAUACAUAUGGUUCGUUAAUCAGGUACAUUCACCUGGCACUGUCUAGUCCGGUACGACGGGAUGAUCAUAUGUACAAUGACUGUGGAUUUUGCAGAUUAACAGGUGGUUAGCAAGAUUUUAUCCGUCAAAAUAAUCCUUUCAGGUUUUCUUACAGUUAAUAUCAAUAAGAAAUCAACUCUUAUCGUCAUAUUUUUACCCUGAAAAUGUACAGGCAGGCAAUUCAAGAAAGAGUGAAAAAAGAUGGUUCGAAUUCAAAACAACCCUUGCAUAGUAUUGCCGUAAUGCUCAAUCUUUUGAUAAUCUUUUAUUCAAUGGUUCUAUGAUUUCUGUUUUCUGAAGUGUUUUUUGAGGACGUCAAUAUUUUCACGAUUAGUUAUUAGGGGGAUAUGGGGUAUAUCCCAAACAUGAUUAACCUUUUAUCCAACAACCAUCUUUGAAACUGCUCCCUCAAUCAUUUGCAGGUGGAGGAGUUCGCUUACAAUGACUAUUAAGGGGAGGUAUGGAUAAAAUUGCAACAUGUAUACUGACCCAAAUACUGAAUAACAAAUAGAAAGUAACAACACAGUACAGUACUCACUAGUUUGACAUAAUAGGUGUGAGUGAUGGGAGUUUCCAGACGGUCCGAUGAUGCUUGUGAAGAGAUUGUUUGAAAGUUUGGACAUGCUUACUUUCCAGGAUUCAGUCUCUGAAGUCAGUUUAUGCCCAAAAGAGUAACCGUCGUAUAAUCAUAUUUAUUUUAUCACUGCGUUUUUAAAGGCCUCUAAAUUCCAACGUGUAUUAGUAUUAACUUGGACCAAGUAGGUUUUCUCAAUAUUUUAUGAUUUAACAUAUCAAAAUCAACCUAUCUCUGCCUGCUUUCCCAUUAUGUCUUUAUUUGAGAGGGAAUGUCCAUGAGAGGUAUGGCUUUGUCUUUGACCCAAUCAUGCCGGGUCUGUUUUUUCUAGAGGUUGUUUGGGUUGCAGUUAGGAGACGUAUAAAUUUUUGAAACUACUAAAUAUUAGUUAUUUGAAAACUGGUUUCAAUUAUCAGUACAUGAUAAACACGUACAAUCACAAUGACGUUUUUGUUUUGAAUAUUAUGCAACUAUGUUGGAUCGCAUUAAUUUGCAGUUAUUACCUUUUGGUAAAAAAGCUUGGAAACAACCACAUUCAGUGACAUUGAACACUAACGAUGUCGUAUUGCAUCGAAAUCAUAGCCAAUACAUAUUUGUAUAUCUCAAGAAUUGGCCUCAGACACUGUAUAUAUUUAUGCUCUCUUAUAAAGAAUGUGUCUGUAGUCUGUCAGCCAUCAUUUUGGCUCCCGGUUUUUCACAGUUAUUUUAUAAAAAAGGUGUUUAAAAUGUUAGUCAUUUGAAUCCCAGUUUGGCUUCAGAUGCUGUCUCUCAUCACGUGUUCUAACACGUGCAUCAACAAUUCCCGAUUCUGAUUACAACAUGCAACUCUGAUUGAAGCAUGAUAAUUCACAAACUGAUGUCUUUGUCAAUAUUGCACAAUCAUGAAAAUGUGUUCCGAAUCCAACAUGAUAUCACCCUCGAUAUAUACUGAACAAAAUGUUAGGGAUCGUGGAUAAUUUGGGGGUUAUUUUUAUGAAAUUAUGUGCUCAGUCUUCACUACAAAGUAUAUCUUCUUUUCAGCAUAAUGCUUGAAAAAGUUGCCCCACCGGCGACCAAUGAUGGGUUCACGUGUGUCCCACCAACAACCAAUAAUGCCUUCACCUGUGUCCCAAUAACAACCAAUAAUGUCUUCACAUGUGUCCCACCAACGACCAAUAAUGUCUUCACGUGUGUCCCACCAACAACCAAUAAUGUCUUCACCUGUAGUCCGUCAACCAUCAUUUUGACACUCGGUUUUUCACAAUUAUUUUCCACUAAACACACAAUCACGCAACGACCGUUGGUUUUUAUUGAACAAUGAUAUCUGCCAGUUUUGUAAUAUUUAAUAUCCGAAUAAAAUAAUUUCAUUGUUUUCAUGUUAUUUUGUAACCGUUGACAUGAUCCUGUAGAAGGGGUUGGAACCGACGAUUAAACGUCUCACAAUGUAAUGUGUGUCACAUGCUUGCUACAUGCAUGACCCUUGGUAUUCUUAAUACUAAAUAGUAUCCAGCCCGAUGGUGAGAUUAUCAGCGACUGAUUUGGGACCACCAAUGUCUGAAGAACAUUUGAUUCCCAAGGCUUAUUACCCUGUAGUCAUGACAUGUAUAUGUCUCCAAAACUUUAUUGCCAUUAUUUAUAAAACGCUUAUCCCCGUUGUAAAUCCUCACCAACGUUUCAUUGCAUAUUGACUGUCAGCUAACCUUGGCAACUAUAUCACUUCCCGGUAGUUAUAUUUAUUACCAUAAUUGAUCAUCCCCUAAGCUGUGUCGGUUCAUCACCAUCAUCAGGUGUCAUAUACUCCUUCACCUGAUGAAGGAGUAAGC